Messenger RNA from Urocitellus parryii (Arctic ground squirrel), 1375 nucleotides. It is a transcript of the gene Art4, whose product is annotated as ADP-ribosyltransferase 4 (inactive) (Dombrock blood group). NCBI's taxonomy places the organism in Eukaryota, Metazoa, Chordata, Mammalia, Rodentia, Sciuridae. Gene Ontology annotation, molecular function: NAD+ poly-ADP-ribosyltransferase activity; NAD+-protein-arginine ADP-ribosyltransferase activity. The record is from RefSeq and is a predicted model, not a curated record.
AUGAAGCUGCCAGUGCAAAAGGGUACUAUUUACACACAUCUACUGAUCAACAGAUGCAAGAGGAUUUUUCUCCGGACUCCUGUGGCUCCUGGGAUGGGGAUCUGGCUCCAAGGAGUGCAGCUGCCACUCCUGCUGCUGCUCUGUGGUCUGCAGACACACACCGGGAGUGCUGAGGUUGCAGCUGAAAUUGCCUUUGAUUUGGCACCAGAUUCCUUUGAUGAUCAGUACCAAGGCUGUAGUGAACAGGUCUUGAAGGAGCUAAGUCAAGGAGAUUAUUUCAGAAAGGAACUAGAUGCCCAUAAGAAUUACUCCAAGGUGUGGCACAAAGCCCACUUAACCUGGCUGAACCAAGCAAAAGAUCUCCCCAAGGACAUGACAACAACACAUGCUGUGGCUCUCCUGGUUUACACAACGAAUAACAAUAUGCGCUCUGACUUUUCUCAUGCCAUGGCCACUGCUGCCAGGUCUCCUCAGCAGUACAGACAUUCAUUCCAUUUCAAAUACCUACACUACUACCUGACCUCAGCAAUCCAGCUGCUGAGGAAAGAGAUCCUUGUGAAGAAUGGUACCUUGUGUUAUGAGGUGCAUCAUAGCAUGAAGGAGGUCAACUUCAAAGCCCACAUAGGUGCCACCCUUCGAUUUGGCCAAUUCAUUUUCACCCCCUUCCUGAAAGAAGAGACACAGAAGUUUGGGAAUCAAACGCUGUUUACCAUAUUUACCUGCAUGGGUGUACCUGUACAAGACUUCUCCCUCAAGAAGGAAGUCCUAAUCCCUCCGUAUGAAUUUUUUGAAGUGGUAAAUACCAGCUACCAUCCAAAAGGAAAUUGGUUGCGAUUGCGGUCUGCUGGAAACCUGAGCACAUAUAACUGCCAGCUGCUUAAAGAUUCCAGCAAGAAGUGCAUCCCUGCUCCUAUAGUUAUUGCUUCUCUCUCCUUUUUGGCCAGUGUUAUCAUCUCUUCCAAAAGCAGAGUGCAAAGGAAUCCUGAGGCUCUUUUUUAAAUGUACAUUAUGUAAAUGAAAACUUGUGCUGGUUUUUGCUAAUAAUGGGAAGUUGUUUACUGGAAAGGAUGAUACUCUGAUGCUUCCGCUGAACCAGAGCAUGUUCUUCUCUUGGCUAGUCCUGUUUUGCCUUCCCCAUACCCAUUUGCCUUUCCCAUUCAGAGCACCCUGAAAUCCCCUGGGGAAUCACUCUGCCCACCUUUCAUUUGAUGCACAGCUGUUUUGGAUCACUGCCUAUCAGUUGGACUAUCACUCAGAUCUUAGCCAUUUCAGCAUAUUUCUUCUUCAUGAAAACAGAAGUUUAUGUUGGACUAGAAAAUAGCAAAAACAAAUACCAAAUGUCUUCUUUGAUAUAAUGAGAACAACUAAAAACAGA